AUGGAUAACCCCGAUCUUGCCGCCGCGGCGGCCGACUCCGAAACAUUCCAUCUAUUUUCCCACCUUCCCCCCGAAAUGCGAUUCCAGAUAUGGCUUGAGGCUUUGCCCGAGAAGGACUUGCCAGCAUUUACUCCCUACCGAAAUGGUUGCUGGUUCCCCGCUGAUCCUGAACACCUGGAUGCAAGUAGCCUCUACCAAGACCCUGUGCAGUGGAAGUUUUACCACCAAUCUCUCGAUCAGAUUCGUGUCAAGAUACCACUCGCUGACGUGAACCAUGAGGCUCGUAAUAUUGCUAUCGAAUGGGCUCGCAAGCAGGGAAUUAGGGUCAUUACCCAUGAGGACCGGCGGUGCACCAUCUUUCUUCGACCUUUUGAGCCAAUGCGCGACGUGAUCUGGGUUGGUGGGGAUGUGUAUGAACACUUCGUCAACGAGUGCUCUGGGAUUCACGAGUGGCUUCCUUCUCCAGAGAAAGUUUUUCUUCCCGUCGAUAUCGGUCACUUCGCUGUGUCUAUGCAUAUGUUGGUGGAUGAUCAGUGUUUGGGUGCGCUUGCCGACGUACUUUGCAGUUUCCGUGGUGACAUAGUUAUGUGGAUCAUCGCAGACGAGCAUCCAGACUUUAAUGUGAUGCAUGGUGACGACAGAAAGGUGCAGCCGCGAUGGGAGCUUCACGACACACUUGAAGGAGAAGCAAUGAUCUGGGAACGAACGAGCAAGACAUUUGAGGUGGAUCUGCACGCCCGACUCUUCGAGGAGGAUUCCAUUUACUACAAUCGUGUGUUGGAAGGCAGUCAAUUGAUAGCUUGCGUCCUUGGCACAUUCAUGCCCAACAUCAACUUUGAGAUACGGGCUGCUCGUGCCAUCAGACUGUGA
Molecule: messenger RNA, 870 nt
Organism: Penicillium expansum
Lineage: Eukaryota; Fungi; Ascomycota; Eurotiomycetes; Eurotiales; Aspergillaceae
Product: 2EXR domain-containing protein
Exons: 1
Coding region: 1-870 (289 amino acids)
Source: RefSeq, a predicted model, not a curated record